Molecule: messenger RNA, 876 nt
Organism: Acanthamoeba castellanii str. Neff
Lineage: Eukaryota; Discosea; Longamoebia; Acanthamoebidae
Product: phosphoglycerate mutase family domain containing protein
Exons: 9
Coding region: 1-876 (291 amino acids)
Molecular function (GO): phosphatase activity
Source: RefSeq, a predicted model, not a curated record
AUGGCACCCCUGUAUUUGGCCGGGCUAGUGGGUGCAGUGAUUGCUCUAUGCUCGGCAUUGUUCAUCUCUCUGGUCCUUUACGUCUGCUUCCACGACCAGGUGUGGGCGUUUAUGUGGCAUAAGGCGGGGGUGGAGCUGGAGCGCUACAACAAGGCCCGACGACCACGCCGCCUCAUCCUCAUCCGCCACGGCGAGUCCCUCGCCAAUGUCGAUGAUACCGUCUACGCGCGAGUAGCAGACAACCGCAUUCCGCUCACGGACAAGGGCAAGCAGCAGGCGAGCGAGGCCGGGCGCAAGCUCGCGCAGCUGGUGGGCAACGAGAGCGUCACCUUUUUCACGUUUAGAGAGAUCGUGGCUCAUCUCGCGCCAGGCACCUGGAAGGCCAUCGAAGAGCCCCGCAUUCGAGAACAAGGCACUGCGCUCCGCCUCCUUGGAAUUCUCCAGAUCGACCCGACGCACAUGCCGAACGCCUUCAAGGAGCGAAACCUGGUGGGCCGGUUCUUUUACCGCUUCCCGUCCGGCGAAUCGGGGGCCGACGUUUAUGACCGGGUAUCGGGGUUCUUGGAGACUCUGUUUCGCAACUUUGAGCACCGCGACGUCAGUCAAAACUUUGUGAUCGUCACACACGGUCUGUUUAUUCGCCUCUUCCUCAUGCGGUACUACAAGUACUCGGUCAACAAGUUCGAGCGAAUAAGCAACUUCAAGAACUGCGAGAUGGUGGUCAUGGAGAUGCAGGACUCCUGCUACUGUCUCACCACCCCACUUUCCUUCGACGAUGGCACGGACGCGGACGACGACGAUCUGGCGGCAUCCGCCCUUCACGCGGGGACGGAGGACACCGACGACCAGCUGAGCCAGGCAGUGGGCCAGCAGUGA